Messenger RNA from Staurois parvus, 364 nucleotides. Lineage: Eukaryota; Metazoa; Chordata; Amphibia; Anura; Ranidae. The record is from the annotation of a GenBank genome assembly.
AUGGGGCCCCGGGCAAUAGGGGAACAUGGGCCCCCUGUGUCCUUGCCCAUACCCAAAAAAGCCUAUGAAAAAGCCAAUGAAAGGUUUUGUGUGCUUUCAGAAAGUGCACCGCACCUGCAAGAUAUAAUAGAAGUCUAUGGCAAAGCGCAGAUAACCCGCAGGAAAUCUGCAGGUGCACUGGAGGCAGGGGCGGACUGACAACUCAUGGGGCCCCCGGGCAAUAGGGGAUCAUGGGGCCCCUGUGUCCUUGCCCACACUCAAAAAAGCCUAUAAAAAAGGUACCAGGGGCAUUUCAUGGGGCCCCCUACUGACCCCGGGCCCUUGGGCAGUGCCCGAGUGCUUGAAUGGUCAGUCCGCCCCUGAC